AUGGCCGAAGCUGGCAAGGUCAAGCCAUCUUGCCCGGAAGCAUGCACUUGCAUCUUCCAACCUGUACUCGUCGACAAGCUCGAUCACGGUGAUGACAACGCUCCUGCCCGUGUCUAUCCAUCUGAUGAUCUUCAUCAACGAUAUCGGAUCACUACUGAUAUCAGGCCCCUGAACCACCUUUCACUGCGGACAGACAGCAAUGGUCGCUUCGUCUAUUACCCGCAAUCUGUGGUACGAGAUCUUCCUCCCACUUCUGAUGUUACCUCUAAACAAUAUCAGUCGUCGGCCAUCGAUCAACUCCGUCGCACGGAUAUUAACCACUGCAACUUCUGGUGUCGGUUGGAUCUGGUGGAUGCUUUCGGCUGUGCUCGAAUUCAUCCCACUCUGAUGACAAAGAUAGCGACCACUAGCGUCGACCCUAUCACUGGCAAAGAGCACGUCUGGCAAAUCUGCACCAUACCCCAGGGAUGGUGCUGGUCAAGUAUUCUCUUCCAUACCUGUGUACAUUGGCUUGUACACAACCCCAUCAAAGAAGCUCUCGCAAAAGCCAACUGCCCGUGCUCUGUCCUAUUCGUGCAAGAUGAUAUCCUGCUAGGUUGUCCUACCAAAGCUGAUUCUAUGAAGGCUCUUUCUAUCGUCACCAGUGUCCUACAAGACUAUUGCUUUGCUGUUAACCCCCUGAAGACUGUCGGCCCGGCAUCG
Molecule: messenger RNA, 702 nt
Organism: Perkinsus marinus ATCC 50983
Lineage: Eukaryota; Perkinsozoa; Perkinsida; Perkinsidae
Exons: 1
Source: RefSeq, a predicted model, not a curated record